AAUUUGAGCUUGUCUAUCUUGACUGAAAUUAGAUGCGCCGUCCGUUAUCGGUCCAAGUCCGAUGGGUCGGGAACGGGUUGGACAAGUUGGGUAUUUGUUCCCGGUACACUUCAAUGGUCCACUUACGCAUGGCAGUCAUUACACCUACCCUUUGUGUAGUAGGCAGAUGAAGUGUACAGAUACCCUUGUAAACCGCCGGCUCAUGCCGUUACAUUAAACCAUAUCAUUCUAUUCUUCGUAGAUAUACGACUCUUAUUGACUUGGCUACAUUUACCGGUGACUCAUAGAGUUAUUAGCGCUUCUCGUAGAGAUCGUAUAAGGGCGUAUUUGUCGCGAGCAGGUAAUACGAGUCACGACAUUUCUGCACCACGGAAAUCGAACACCGGGGGAAAAAGAGGGGAAGGAAGGGACCUGAGAUAAGGGACACGGGAGAAUAAGAAGAGAACAAGUCCCAGCUUUCGGGAGAAGAGAGGUUGAAAUCUUUGUUGUUCGAGCAAGGAAGGAAGCGACCAACCCACCAACCACGAAAAGCAAAACAAGAUGGCGGACCCCUCGACCUGCCGCCCUCUUACGCGAGCCUCGGUGCUCGAGGCGCACGAGCUCAUUAAAGGGCUUGUGCAUCAUACGCCUACGCUCACGAAUGCCACGCUGGAUAGGAUCGCGUCGGCGCCGACGGGAGAGGGUAGCGGGAAGAAGCCUGCGAACCCCACCAUGCGCUUGUACUUCAAGUGCGAGAACUUGCAGCGCAUCGGCGCCUUCAAGAUCCGCGGCGCUAUGCACGCUAUCGAGAGAUUGAAGAUGGAGCCCGGAUGGGAGGAGGGCGGGGGUAGGGAGAAGGGGGUUGCUACGCAUAGUAGUGGAAAUCACGCGCAAGCCCUCGCCCUCGCGGCUCAAACAAACGGCAUACCAGCACACAUCAUAAUGCCGUCCAUCUCAGCGCCCCCCAAGAUCGCAGGGACGAAAGGAUACGGCGCAAACGUCGUGUUCAGCGGCAGCACGAGCGUCGAGCGCGAGGCCGUCCUCGCAGAGGUCAUAGAGAAGACGGGCGCGCGCUUCGUGCCGCCGUACGAUCAUCCCGACAUCGUGCUUGGCCAAGGCACGCUCGGCCUCGAACUCCUCGCGGACGCGCACGAUAUCAUCGCCGCCGCAGCCGGCGUCGAAUCCAGCACCACGCCAGCAGCUGAGCGCGCCCUCCGCGCCCCCGCGACAACGCGCACGCUCCCCGCAAGCAAGAAGUCGAAUCCGCAUCUCGACGCCGUCCUCGCGCCGUGCGGCGGCGGAGGCAUGCUCUCUGGCGUGGCGCUCAGUUGCGAAGGCACCGGGGUCCGCGUCUUCGGGUGCGAGCCCUCGUUCGAAGGCGCCGACGACGCGAAACGGGGCUACGAAUCCGGCAAACGCGUCGAGCGCGUCUCCUCGCUAACAGUCGCCGACGGACUGCGGACGCCGCUGGGGGAGAUCCCGUGGGGCAUCAUCUACGAGCGGCGGCUAGUAGGGGGGUUCUACAGCGUCAGCGAGGACGAGAUCAUAGGCGCGCUGAAGCUCGUGUACGAGCGGCUUAAGCUUGUCAUCGAGCCUAGUGCUGCUGUGCCGCUUGCUGUGGCGUUGUUCAAUGAGGACUUUAGACGUAUGGUUGAGAGAGAAGGGGGAGAGGAUGGGUGGGAUAUCGGGAUUGUGUUUAGUGGAGGGAAUGUCAGUCUUUCGGCGCUGGGGAAGUUGUUCGCGUAGGAGGUGAGGAAGGGAG
Messenger RNA from Xylaria bambusicola, 1741 nucleotides. RefSeq names its product tryptophan synthase beta subunit-like PLP-dependent enzyme. Bases 541 to 1725 code for a protein of 394 amino acids. The record is from RefSeq and is a predicted model, not a curated record. The transcript is spliced from 2 exons. Lineage: Eukaryota; Fungi; Ascomycota; Sordariomycetes; Xylariales; Xylariaceae. Gene Ontology annotation, biological process: D-serine biosynthetic process; pyruvate biosynthetic process; L-serine metabolic process. Gene Ontology annotation, molecular function: D-serine ammonia-lyase activity; ATP binding; L-serine ammonia-lyase activity.